AUGACGAGCCGAUCUUGCCGGCUCGCAGUGACGAGCAUCGCGCAGCAAACAUCUGCACCGUUAUCCAAGUCGACAUGUCCACAUUCUAGCGCUGCUGGACUGCUACGCCCACAAAGAAGAGUAAAAAACCUGCCUCCCGUUUCCUCGAUAUGCUCGCACCACCCCUCACGGCGGCGACAGCAGUCCUCGUGGGCGGCCGCAGUGAAUGUCGCGCAAAAUGUCAUGAGCAGUCCGCCACCGGACGCUCCCAUCAAAAUGGACCCGUUCCAGACGGUAGCACGGGAGAUGAAGUUCUUGACGGGGAACAUACGACAAUUGCUCGGCUCGGGCCAUCCAACUCUGGAUACGGUGGCAAAGUACUACACGCAGAGUGAGGGGAAAUACGUGCGGCCCAUGCUCGUCCUCCUCAUGAGCCGGGCAACAGCGUUGACGCCUCGAGGUCCGAGUUCAAGAGCCGGACGGAUACCAAGUGUAGACGCCUCCAUCAGCCACCCGACCAUUCUCGCAGACGAAAACCCAGCACGGCCAUGCUCGUCCGUCCGGGACGACGCCGCCUACACGACUGCGGACAGCGACAUCCUCCCCUCGCAACGCCGCCUCGCUGAAAUCACAGAACUCAUCCACACCGCCUCCCUCCUCCAUGACGACGUAAUCGACCACUCGGUCUCGCGCCGGUCCGCGCCCAGCGCAAACAUUGAAUUCGGCAACAAAAUGGCCGUCCUCGCCGGCGACUUCUUGCUCGGCCGCGCCUCGGUCGCGCUCGCCCGUCUGCGCGACCCCGAGGUGACGGAGCUGCUGGCGACGGUGAUUGCAAACCUGGUCGAGGGCGAGUUCAUGCAACUCAAGAACACGGCGCGGGACGAGACGAAUCCACAGUGGACCGAGGAGACGGUGUCGUACUAUCUCCAAAAGACGUAUCUCAAGUCGGCCUCGCUGAUUAGCAAGUCGUGUCGGGCGGCGGCCAUUUUGGGCGGCAGCAGCGACGACGUGGUCGAGGCGAGUUAUUUGUACGGCAAGAAUCUCGGCCUGGCCUUUCAGCUCGUCGACGAUAUGCUCGAUUACACCGUCUCGGGCGAGGAGUUGGGGAAGCCGGCGGGGGCGGAUUUGGAGCUCGGGCUUGCGACUGCGCCGUUGCUGUUUGCGUGGAAGGAGGAUGAGAGUUUGGGGCGGUUGGUGGGGAGGAAGUUUUCGGGUGAGGGGGAUGUUCAGAGGGCCCGCGACAUCGUAUCCCAAAGCUCCGGCCUCGAGCAAACCCGGGCGCUAGCACAGGAAUACGUCGACAAGGCCAUUGCCGCAAUCUCCUUCUUCCCAGACUCAGAGGCCAAGCAGGGGCUCGUGGAAAUGUGCACAAAGGUGAUGAAGAGGAGGAACACCACAACCAUCCUACUCCACCACCAUCCCACCACUCUCAAACACUCACCCAACAAUCCACAUCUGCCAAUACACCAAAGAAUCAGCCUCAAGGGCGAUGAGGAUGGAAAGGGGGGGGGGGGGGGGGUAAUGAAUGCCGUUGUGGCUGUCAUUUCGUAUACGGGGUACGACAUGGACGACGCCAUGAUUUUGAACAAAUCUGCACAUGAGCGUGGCUUCGGUUACGGUACCAUCUACAAGACCAAGAUCUGCGAUCUCGAAGAGGGCAGCCGGAAGAACCGGUCCGGAAGGACCAUCACGAAGAUGUUUGGCUUCGCCCCAGAAGGCUUCGUCAAAGCUGAGAGCAAGGAGACGCUCGAUGAAGAUGGCUUCCCUCGUAUUGGCACCAUGCUGCGUUCUGGCGACGUCAUCGCCGCAUGGCACACCGUUUCCUAUGAUCCCGCCGCCGACGACUACAUCAAUCGGGACGGCCAGACAAGCUUCUUCAAGUACAAAGAAGACGAACUUGCGUUUGUCGAAGAAGUCCGCAUCAUUGGCUCCGAAGACGGUACGCAGCCAUGCCAAAAAAUCAGCAUCAAACUCCGCGUACCCCGUCUCCCUGUCAUUGGCGAUAAAUUCUCCUCCCGCCACGGCCAAAAGGGCGUGGCUUCGCAGAAAUGGCCGGCUAUCGACAUGCCCUUUAGCGAAUCCGGCAUCCAACCCGACGUCAUCAUCAACCCUCACGCCUUCCCGUCCCGCAUGACAAUCGGCAUGUUUGUCGAGUCACUUGCGGGCAAAGCAGGCGCCCUCCAUGGCAUUGCCCAAGACUCGACCCCCUUUCGCUUUGAUGAGCAAAACACAGCCGUCGACUUUUUCGGCCACCAGCUUAUGAAGGCCGGCUACAACUACUACGGAAACGAGCCCAUGUACAGCGGCAUCACGGGCCAGGAACUCGCAGCCGACAUAUACAUUGGCGUAGUCUACUACCAGCGCCUGCGCCACAUGGUCAAUGAUAAAUUCCAAGUCCGCACCACGGGCCCCGUCAACUCAACCACCGGCCAACCCAUCAAGGGCCGCAAAAAGGGCGGCGGCAUCCGCGUCGGCGAAAUGGAACGCGACGCCCUCAUCGCCCACGGCACCGCCUUCUUACUCCAGGACCGUCUAAUGAAUUGCUCAGACUACACACGCGCCACCCUCUGCCGACAGUGCGGCAGCUUCCUCAGCACCGCGCCCACGGUCGCCGAGUUUUCGCGCAAGAAGGAGAGGGGCGGCAGGGACGUGGUUGUUCGCUGUCGGCGCUGUGCGAGGCCGGCGGAUGGCGUGCAGAGCAAGGCGGAUGUGUGGAUGGAUGGUCAGGGUAUGCGCUUUGUAGGUGGCGAUGAUGUCGGGGUUGUGGCGGUGCCGGGCGUGCUCAAGUAUUUGGAUGUUGAGCUGGCGAGUAUGGGGGUUAGGUUGAAGUUUGAGGUUCAGCCGUAG
Messenger RNA from Plenodomus lingam JN3, 2826 nucleotides. The record is from RefSeq and is a predicted model, not a curated record. Lineage: Eukaryota; Fungi; Ascomycota; Dothideomycetes; Pleosporales; Leptosphaeriaceae.